Messenger RNA from Orcinus orca (killer whale), 1855 nucleotides. It is a transcript of the gene PPOX, whose product is annotated as protoporphyrinogen oxidase. The record is from RefSeq and is a predicted model, not a curated record. Gene Ontology annotation, cellular component: mitochondrial inner membrane. Bases 46 to 1779 code for a protein of 577 amino acids. Gene Ontology annotation, biological process: heme biosynthetic process. The transcript has 11 exons. Lineage: Eukaryota; Metazoa; Chordata; Mammalia; Artiodactyla; Delphinidae. Gene Ontology annotation, molecular function: protoporphyrinogen oxidase activity, oxygen as acceptor.
UCUGGUCAGCCUGUCCGUAUCGCCUCCACACCCGCAGGCUUCACCAUGGGCCGGACCGUGGUCGUGCUGGGCGGAGGGAUCAGCGGCUUGGCCGCUAGUUACCACCUGAGCCGGGCCCCUUGUCCCCCCAAGGUGGUAUUGGUGGAGGGCAGCGAGCGCCUGGGAGGCUGGAUCCGCUCGGUACGAGGGCCAGAUGGUGCUGUCUUUGAACUUGGACCUCGAGGAAUUCGGCCGGCGGGAGUCCUGGGAGCCCGGACCCUGCUCAUGGUUUCCGAGCUUGGCUUGGACUCAGAAGUGUUGCCUGUCCGGGGAGACCAUGCAGCUGCCCAGAAUAGGUUCCUGUAUGUAGGUGGCGCCCUGCACGCCCUGCCCUCUGGCAUCAGGGGGCUACUCCGCCCUUCACCUCCCUUCUCCAAACCUCUGUUUUGGGCUGGGCUGAAGGAGUUGACUACGCCCCGGGGCAAAGACCCUGAUGAGACUGUGCACAGUUUCGCCCAGCGCCGCCUUGGUCCUGAGGUAACACCGCCCAGAAGCCCCCAAAUCCCUCCCCUCCUAAACCAGCUGCAGAUCCCCAUACUCAAACCUUCCACUAGGGCCUCUUCUGUAUCAUCUGAAAACGCCCUCUUCUCUUCAUACCCAGUAGCCCCCCCAAACUCAGUGUUGGGGGUGAAUGCCUUCAUUUCCUUUCCAUCUUUCUGUAAUAGUGGGACUGCUUUCCAACCAAACCCCACCCCACCCCUAUUCUCUGCCAAGCAGGGACAGUGGAAAUUAGUGCAACUUAUUCCUUGGCCUCUCAAUCCCAGUCUCACCCUUAAGGUGGCGUCUCUAGCCAUGGACAGUCUUUGCCGUGGAGUGUUUGCAGGCAACAGCCGUGAGCUCAGCAUCAGGUCCUGCUUUCCCAGUCUCUUCCAAGCUGAGCAAACCCAUCGAUCCAUAUUAUUGGGGCUGCUGCUGGGGGCAGGGCGGGGCCCACAGCCAGACUCAGCACUUAUUCGCCAGGCUCGGGCUGAGCGCUGGAGCCAGUGGUCACUCCGUGGAGGGCUGGAGACAUUGCCUCAGGCCCUUAACACCCACCUGACUAGUAGGGGUGUCAGUGUUCUCAGAGGCCAGCCAGUCUGUGGGCUCAGCCUCAAAGCAGAAGGGUGCUGGAAGGUGUCUCUAGGGGACAGCAACCUGGAGGCUGACCACAUUAUUAGUGCCAUUCCAGCUUCAGUGCUCAGCAAGCUGCUCCCUGCUGAGGCGGCACCGCUGGCUCGCGCUCUGAGUACCAUCACUGCUGUGUCUGUGGCUGUGGUGAAUCUGCAGUACCGAGGAGCUCGUCUGCCUGUCCAGGGAUUUGGACAUUUGGUGCCAUCCUCAGAAGACCCAGGCAUCCUGGGAAUCGUGUAUGACUCAGUUGCUUUCCCUGAGCAGGAUGGGAGUCCCCCUGGCCUCAGAGUGACUGUGAUGUUGGGAGGUUCCUGGUUACGGACAUUAGAAGCCAGGGGCAGUGUCUUAUCUCAGGAGCUGUUCCAAAAGGAGGCAGAGAAAGCAGCUGCCACUCAGUUAGGACUGAAGGAGCCACCAAGUCACUGCUUGGUCCAUCUACACAAGAACUGUAUCCCCCAGUAUACUUUAGGCCACUGGCAAAAACUGGAGUCAGCUACCCAAUUCCUGGCUGCUCAGAAGCUGCCUUUGACUCUGGCUGGAGCCUCGUAUGAGGGGGUUGCUGUCAAUGAUUGUAUAGAGAGUGGGCGCCAGGCAGCAGCCCGUGUCCUGGGCACAGAACCUAACAGUUGAUCCUCAAACCCCACUUCUUCCUGCCCCUGCUCACAGGGAUUCUCUCACCCAUGAAAAUAAAAGAUGCUGGAGCGUG